UUUUUUUGUGCGGGACCUUUAUGUUAUGCUAACCCAACGCUAGGUUAAGCUACAAGAAAAUAUAAAAAAUAAAAAAGUUUCGUUGACAACUCGACAGCAAGUUACCUGGGAGCCAUUGUACAUUUUGGUAAGAAGACAACUUCUUACCAAUGAUUUCGUUGGUGCAAAUGAAAUUCCAUGCGCUAUUGCUGCUGCUAUCAAAGGUGUGGACAUGUAUUUGUUUCAUGUUCAAUCGCCAAGUGCGCGCUUUUAUCCAGUAUCAGCCAGUUAAAUACGAACAGUUCCCUCUGUCGCCCGUAUCGCGACAUCGACUCAGCUUGGUGCAGCGAAAGACCUUGGUCCUGGAUCUGGAUGAGACACUUAUACACUCACAUCACAAUGCUAUGCCCCGGAAUACCGUUAAGCCUGGCACGCCGCAUGACUUUACCGUUAAAGUGACCAUCGAGAGGCAUCCUGUGCGGUUUUUUGUGCACAAGCGACCGCAUGUCGAUUACUUUUUGGAUGUGGUGUCACAGUGGUACGAUCUAGUUGUAUUCACCGCCAGCAUGGAGAUAUAUGGAGCAGCCGUAGCGGACAAACUUGACAAUGGUCGCAAUAUACUGCGACGUCGCUACUAUAGACAACACUGCACGCCCGACUAUGGGUCCUAUACCAAAGACUUGUCAUCAAUAUGCAGUGACUUGAAUAGGAUAUUUAUAAUAGACAAUUCACCUGGCGCAUAUCGAUGUUUUCCAAAUAAUGCAAUACCAAUUAAGAGUUGGUUCUCCGAUCCAAUGGAUACAGCACUUCUUUCCUUGCUUCCAAUGCUCGACGCACUGCGAUUCACCAACGAUGUCCGCUCGGUAUUGUCACGGAAUCUUCAUUUGCAUCGUCUUUGGUAGCAGGUGGGCUGCCAACAAUCAUAGUUUAUGCGUUCGAAACCUUCUAAUAACAAAUGCAAUUCAACCUUACAAAAAUUUUAUUAACAUGUAGCAA
Messenger RNA from Drosophila arizonae, 975 nucleotides. It is a transcript of the gene Dd, whose product is annotated as CTD nuclear envelope phosphatase 1-like protein dullard. The record is from RefSeq and is a predicted model, not a curated record. NCBI's taxonomy places the organism in Eukaryota, Metazoa, Arthropoda, Insecta, Diptera, Drosophilidae. Gene Ontology annotation, molecular function: phosphatase activity.